UUUACGAACGCGAACAGUAUGUAUCCCACUGACUGAGCUUUUGGCUGCACCCUCACGCCGCAAAGAAGACGUUUCAUGAAAUUUCUAGCGGCAAGCAGUGUCCGGCAAGAUUCAAAUUCGCUCAUAGGAACACAUAAUAUCGUGUUGAGUAUUGCGCUGUGUAAGCAUAUAAGGUGCCGUUCUGCAUUAUCCGACUGUGAGUUUUUCUCAUCGGAAGAUCUCCGUAUCGCCGCUCACUAAUGUCAGGCAUAGCGAUCGCCAGGCUCGCCGAAGAGCGAAAAGCAUGGAGGAAGGAUCACCCGUUUGGUUUUGUGGCUAGACCCACCAAGAAUCCAGAUGGCUCUCUCAACUUGAUGAGUUGGGAAUGUGCAAUACCUGGGAAAAAAUCAACUCCCUGGGAAGGUGGAUUGUAUAAAUUACGUAUGAUUUUCAAAGAUGAUUAUCCAUCGAGUCCACCAAAGUGUAAGUUUGAGCCACCAUUGUUCCAUCCGAAUGUUUAUCCAUCUGGUACUGUUUGUUUGUCGCUCUUGGAUGAAGAGAAAGACUGGCGGCCGGCAAUCACAAUCAAGCAGAUUCUUCUUGGUAUUCAAGAUUUGUUGAACGAACCAAAUGUAAAAGAUCCAGCCCAAGCUGAAGCUUACACAAUAUACUGUCAGAAUCGUCUGGAAUAUGAAAAGCGUGUUAAAGCUCAAGCCAGAGCAAUGGCUCCACAAGAAUAAACAUGCAAGUAUUCAGUUAAAGUUGAGACAUGUGGAAUAGGUGUUACAUGCAGAUAACACUUUCCUGAGCUGGUCCAUCGCUCCUCCAUACAAUUAAUAUUUUUUAUGACUAUAAAAUUACAUAUGUUGUAGUUAGUUAACUUUAUGCUCCUAACAUUUUUUUUUAUCAGAUAUGUACUUUCAUUCAUUGCGCGAAUAUAUCUCAAAAUUUCAAAGUAAAACAUUCUGACAAAUCAGAAUAUCAUCACUGAGAAAUUCUUUCCUGCGCAUUUUUUUCGAUUAAUAUGUUAAAACCUGUUAUAUAUAUAUAUAUAUGUGUUAUAAAACAGGUAAUUCAAAUUUCUUUUUUUUUUCUCUUCAAUCUUAAUGUUCGAUCUGUGAAUCUUACACAUACAUACACACAAAGACUUUAAUGUUACUUUAUUAAGCGGAGACACAAGAAACAGAAUCAACCUCGCGUUUGGUUUUAUUAGUGUCUAUCCUUGUAUAAGACCUUUAAUAAUACAUGUAGGUAAGCUUAUUUAAGACUAUCAAAUAAUGUACAAAUUAAAGAAAAAGAGAAUAAAAGAUUCUGUCUCAGCAAGUUUCUCGCGAUGUAGAAACCUCUGAAGCUUCGAGAAA
Molecule: messenger RNA, 1340 nt
Organism: Harpegnathos saltator (Jerdon's jumping ant)
Lineage: Eukaryota; Metazoa; Arthropoda; Insecta; Hymenoptera; Formicidae
Gene: lwr
Product: ubiquitin conjugating enzyme lesswright
Exons: 4
Coding region: 240-719 (159 amino acids)
Source: RefSeq, a predicted model, not a curated record